AUGGUUGAAGUUGUAGAACGAAUGAAGGGAAAAAAGAUAGUCAAAGCCCUUGUGUAUGGCAAUACUGCUAAUCCGUUUGGAUAUAAAAGAGAAUCUGAUGGUCACACUCAUCAUUGGACUAUAUUUUUACGGUCUUUCAAUAACGAGGAUUUAUCUAAGUUUAUAAGAAAGGUUCAGUUCAAACUGCAUGACAGUUAUGCUAAUUCAACUAGAGUAGUGGAGAAGCCUCCUUUCGAAGUAUCAGAGACGGGUUGGGGAGAAUUUGAAAUACAAAUACGGAUAUAUUUCAUAGAUAUGAAUGAAAAACCGGUGACGGCGUUCCAUUACUUAAGGCUAUUUCAACCUGUGUUUACUACAGCGACGGGAAAGAGUGAAGUGAUUGCAGAAUUUUACGAUGAACUAGUCUUCCAAGAACCAACGCUACCUAUGUAUAAUGCUUUGACCGCAGGAGAUGGAAAAAAGAAUGACCACAAAAAGUUCCAUAAUGACUUGGGACAAGUUUUAAGACGCACUCAGGAGUUAGGUGAAUCGGCCAAGGAAGAGGUUCAACAAGAAAUUGAUGAUCUCCGUGAAGCAUUGAGAGCUGCACACAAAUUAAUGUUAAAGAAUCGUGGCGAUGACCAAGGAUCUUCUAGUAACACACCUAGUGUGUCUAUAAGUCAAGAUUGA
Messenger RNA from Auanema sp. JU1783, 669 nucleotides. The record is from the annotation of a GenBank genome assembly. Lineage: Eukaryota; Metazoa; Nematoda; Chromadorea; Rhabditida; Rhabditidae.